Molecule: messenger RNA, 1738 nt
Organism: Candoia aspera
Lineage: Eukaryota; Metazoa; Chordata; Lepidosauria; Squamata; Candoiidae
Gene: PREB
Product: prolactin regulatory element binding
Exons: 9
Coding region: 107-1372 (421 amino acids)
Biological process (GO): protein secretion
Cellular component (GO): endoplasmic reticulum membrane
Molecular function (GO): GTPase activator activity; guanyl-nucleotide exchange factor activity; protein binding
Source: RefSeq, a predicted model, not a curated record
AGAGGGCUACACUUGAGCGGAGGGGAGUCGAGGAAGGAACAACUUAGUGCGGAAUUGGCAUGAGUUGACCUUUGACCCCGCUGACCGCGGCUUCGCUGACCCAGCCAUGCCCCCUCGCCGGCCGCCCGAGCUCUACCGGGCUCCGUUCCCGCUCUAUGCCCUGCGCAUACACCGUGAAGCUGGCUUGGCGCUGAUCGCGGGGGGAGGCGGCGCUGCCAAGACGGGGAUCACGAACGGCCUGCAUUUCUUGCAGCUGGAUUGGAGAGAAGGCAAAUUAUCUGCCUCACUGCUGCAUGCUCAUGACACAGAGACCCGGGCCACCAUGACUAUGGCGCUGGCAGGAAAUGUCAUUGCUGCAGGGCAGGAUGCUACUUGCCACAUCUUGAGUUUCCGCCUCUUUAAAUCCGGACAGAAAACAGAUGGCAACAGCGGCGAUAGCGCUCCCAAUAAAGCAGGUGCUGGUGAUAAGGAUCUGCGGAGGCGCAAGGCCCCCAUCCCCAGUGAGAAAAGCAAUGGCAGCAUGCAUAGUGAGAUGAAGGAGGUGGCGGUGGAAACCUUGCACUGUGUCCAGACAGACACCAGCCCAGAUGCCUUGCAGAAAGCUGUGUGCUUCAGUGAUGAUUAUACACUCCUGGCUACUGGUGGUGUGGAUGGAUUCCUACGAGUUUGGGAGUUUCCCAGUAUGAAGAAAACUCUUGAAUUCCAGGCACACAAUGGCGAGAUAGAGGAUAUAGCUCUGAGUCCUGAUAACAAGGUGGUGACGGUGGGACGGGACUUUCAGUGCUGUGUGUGGCAACGAGAUCAGAUGGUGACAGGUCUGCGUUGGAAUGAGAAUCUUCCAGGCAUCCCUGACAAGGCCUACCGCUACCAGUCUUGCAGAUUUGGUACAGUUGAAGAUCAAGCCAAGGCACUGCGACUGUACACUGUGCAGAUCCCCUACAAGCGUGAGCGACGUCCACUUCCCUGCUACAUCACCAAGUGGGAUGGACAUAGUUUCUUGCCCCUGCUCACCCGUCCCUGUGGCAAUGAGGUCAUUUCCUGCCUCUCUGUCAGUGAGACAGGCACGUUCCUGGGUUUGGGCACUGUCACAGGCUCGGUUGCCAUCUUCGUCGCCUUUUCUUUGCAGAGGCUGUACUAUGUACGGGAAGCACAUGGCAUAGUGGUCACCGCUGUGGCCUUCCUGCCUGAGACUCCUGAACUGCUCAAGAGCAAUGAGGCAGCCCUGCUAAGCGUGGCGGUUGACAGCCGCUGCCGCCUGCACCAGAUUGCCUGCCGGCGGAGUUUCCCCAUCUGGCUGCUGCUGCUCUUCUGUGCUGGGCUGAUUGUGGGCACAGUCCUGUUACUACAGUCGGCCUUCCCAGGCUUCCUCUAACCUUUCUUCAUGGUGAGGCUCCUGGAAAGCUUGGACCUUCUCUGCCCUUUCUGUAAGGGACGCAUCUUCUCCUUUCUAACCCGAAAGACUGGAGGGAACUCAGAAGCCAGGGCAAGGGUUGCCCUAGCAGAGUGAGUGGUCAGGUGGACUUGGCCAAGCUGGAGGCCGCACCUCACGUUGAUCAAGUUUUGGCCUUGAACUCUUCUUGUCUAACCCCAUUACCCUGAGUGGGGAUGGAGGAACGAUCCUUCUCCAUUUUUGACUGAUCUGCGAGAAACAUUCCAGUUUUGUUUUUCUGAGCAGAGGUUUCCUGUUUAAGUGCAGGGCUUGAACACCUUGAUUAUUAAACACAAUGAUGGAGCAGAA